UAUUGUGCAUCAUCUCCUGUAAGUACAACUCGGUUUGUAUUAUUCGUCCCCAGAAACCGACGAAUGUGACCCCGACCCGUGCCAGAACGGCGGCGUCUGCACGGACGGUCAGCUGUCCUACACCUGUACAUGUCCGCACGGGUUCGCGGGCGUCAACUGUGAACUGACUUGCCCCUCCGGAUUCCGGCUGUUCGGAGAUCAGUGCUACUGGUUCUCUCCCACCGCCGUGAGGAACGUCGUGGCGACUGCAGAGACAGACUGCGACGCUAGGGGCGCUCGCCUGGCGUGUGUGAAGAGCGAGGAGGAGCACAACUUCAUCAAGAUGACCAUCGCUACCACAAACCGCAGGCCCCACUAUAUCGGACUGAGUGACCGGGCGGUGGAGGGCACGUUUGUUCACAGCGACGGGACGGCACUGGGCAGCUUCCGGCCUUUCCGUACGAACAGCAACGUGAACAACCGCUGGAAGGACUGCGUUAUCAUGUGGCCCUCAUCGUCCUACCAGUGGCUCUACUACUCCUGCAAUUCUCGCAGGAACUACGUCUGCCAGAGAGCUGCAAGUCCGUGAGCUGAGGAUGACCUGACCGAAAGCUGAGAAAACUGUCAAGAGGUGUCAAAACUG
Molecule: messenger RNA, 622 nt
Organism: Branchiostoma belcheri (Belcher's lancelet)
Lineage: Eukaryota; Metazoa; Chordata; Leptocardii; Amphioxiformes; Branchiostomatidae
Product: neurocan core protein-like
Exons: 4
Coding region: 323-568 (81 amino acids)
Source: RefSeq, a predicted model, not a curated record